AAACAAAAGUUGGCUGCUUCUCGCUUCCUACUGAUUGGGUAACCUGUGGCCAGUCUUUCACUAGGCGCCAGCUUCCUCUCCUUCCCAAAUGCAACAUGGCUGUCAUUGCGAAGGUUUACCUGGUUUUGUACAAUGUUAUUCUUACCCUUGGGUAAGUAGGAUUUUAUAUCCUUUCAAGUUAUUAAAAUGGGUGAUCUUAUUUAUAUCUGCCACAUUACGAUAAGGGAUCUAUUUUGAGCAAAUCGAGAUGCAAGAGAAUGAUUCAGCGCGUGGUAAAGGUGUCGACUUUGCUCGCGUCGGACCGUGAUCAGCUGGCUCGUUAUAUAUUACAGUAGUAAACAGAAGUGAAGCUACGGCUUGCAACAAACAUGGUGCAAUGAAGUUGUGGUUUCUUUGGUUUUUAAGAGACAAAUGUUAAAUACAGUAAAUAGCAUGGAAUAAAAUGCUGUUGGGUUUUCAGUUAGUCGAGUUGCGAGACAUAACUUUGAUGAGCUCUCUCAGGUGUCAGAACGCGCAUCAAAAAUUUAGUCAGUUCUUCUCCGGCCGCUCUCAGCUGCGUUUUAAAUUUUUUUUGGUAUAAUUGUCUUCAGAAGUUUGUUUCAUCCUACUCCAUUUCAUGGAUAAGUUAUCAUGAAAACACGUGUGUUAUCAUGAAAGUGGAGGAAACCCUUAUGUUAGGAUGCAAAACCUUUUCUAUAGUGAACCUAGCCCUUUGAUAGGUACAACUCUUGUAAAAGAGUUAAGCUUAUCUCUUUUGCAGUCAUUUAAAAUAUAUAAGCAGUAAUUCCACUUAAAUAUUCUCUUGAUUUGUAAAUUUUAAUGUAGUGAGCUUUCGUUCGAGAAACAUUUUAUGCAAGAAAAAGAAAAUUGCUAUCGUGCAUGGUGGGCACAUUGACUGAUCAUAAUGUGAUCUACCCAGUGCCGAUCAUAUGAUAAAUAAGAUCUGAGCACUUUAUCAAAUUCCAGAGAUCAACUUUAUUAUUAUUAUUAAUAUUGUUUUUGCUUUUAAAUAGCAAUGGCUAUGCCUAAUUAAACAGAAAGGCAUUGUAACUUUCAUGAACAUCCAUGUACACUCUUUUCUUAUAACGGAAAUUAAAAUGUUUUAAAGCAAAUUUCCAUUUUUAAUUGAGUACAAAUAUCUAUCACAACUUAGAAGGUUUGCAUCUGUCCAUUAAUUUUUACCAAUAAAGCAAAAAUCGUGUUGGAAUACAAAUAACCUUAAAUAGCCUAAUCUGAAGCAGCAAACUGACAAAAUAUUAAUGAAGAGAAACCAUAUCAUUUCACUGUCCUUUUGCAAUUUUUUUUUCGCGGAUAACCUCAAAGAUAAAACAACCAACACCUUAACUUGUCAAGAGUGUGGUGUUCCUUUGUAUCAUGUAAAGGUGAAUCUCAUGCUAUCUUCUUAUUCAUUCAAUGGCUGCCUCACUCAUUAUCCUUCAAAGUAAAGAACCAAUUAGGAUUAACCUUCAUGUUAAGGUUGUAACACUACCAAGAGAGUAGGACAUUUGUCACUGUGCAGUGUACAAAUAUGCACGGAACUUGUAAUUUUCACAUUAAGGGCUUAUUGUCACAACAAGGUUUAAUGAAUUUCAUUAUUUUCUGUAGGUGGAGCAUUAUUUUAGUUCUCUCAGUGCAACACUUAGUAAAGAAGAAGUCUCACAUAGGGCUGUAUAGCUCAGUAGAGAAACCACUCCAGGUCUUUCAAUCAGCGGCCAUACUAGAGGUAUGUACUGUACACAAAGUUUUAAAUACCUGCUUAAAAUGUUGGUGAAUCUUAGUAUGACUGUGGGGUUAUUGGAUUAAUCAUCACAGCAAAGCGUUUCAAAGCAAUGUGCCUAACUCGUGUUUUUUCUUAUCUCCCAGGUAUUGCAUUGUGCAAUAGGUGAGUGAUAUCUCCAUACUAGUAGUGAUAUCAUUGCUAUCAUUAUAAUUUCUGUAUGUUAUUGAUGUUAUUGUUGCCUAGCCACAAUGCAAUAAAAAAUUGUCUUUAGUCUUUUAUGCAUGUACUUACAUAGAUACAUUACUAUAUUAUUUUGUCUCUGUGAGUGAACUUCUUACUAUGAAUAAGGAAACAUAACUAUAAUUAGGGUUGUUUCUCUUCUUGCUCGCUAGUCACUUCUUCCGAUUAACCCUAGGAAAAUUUCAUCCAAGCGUGCUUAAAAAUUAUAGAGACCACCCACACAGCCGGGGACAAUCCAUGGUUGCAGUUUGAAAACUUGUUGAUAUUUUCGGGAAGUAUUUAUCACUCACAACAACGAGGAUGCAAAAAAAAAAAAGAAAAAAAUAGCUGAUUUUAGAGAGAAACAGAAAACAGUUUUUCAAAAUCGCAAGGUGACUGGCCUUGGUUAAAAGAAAGUUAAGACGGCGCUUCUUGCAAACACCAGGGCAAAAUUCCUAUGACAAUGUCACAGCUUUUUUUCUUUAUUUUAUUUCCUUGAAAUACUGGGGGGGGGGGGGGGGGAGGUAUUUGGUGAAUAAAAAACAGUCUGAGCUAGUGCAAUCAAGUCACGGAACAUGACUCACCCUGAUGGAAAUUAAGUUCCCAACCCUGCAAAUGAAGUUGUGUUGUAUUAUCACCCCCCUCCCCGUCCCCCCCUCAUGUGCCCUCCAUUUGGCUUGGCCCGGCAUUUCAUACAUGCAUGUAUGUGUGGGUUGAUUAUUUUUUGUUCCCUAUACCAUUCUCCAGUGGUUUUCCUUAGGUUUCCUCCCUUUCCCAUGCUUGUGAAAAAACCCACCUCACUUAAAAAUCCCAAGUUGAUGUGGAGCACACAAACACUCAUAGGUCAAUUUAAUAUAGAGCUCCACAAUAGGGGGUUGGCAAUUGGAAGAAAUAUUACAUUCAUUUGAUGUUCAUUGGCAGGAUUAUUACAAAUGGUUGUUUUAAAUGGUCAAUAAUGUAAGCGUUUCCUGGUGAUUUCUCAAUGUAUGUUUUUCUGCAGGUCUGGUGCCAUCUUCAGUUGUUUUAACUGCAUUUCAAGUUGCCUCCAGACUCUUUCUUACUUGGGCCAUUGCUUAUAGCGUUCCACAGGUGAGUAGGCUGGUGCAGGUCAAGCAACCCAUCAUCAACUAAGUCCUAACCCACCAAAACCUCGAAAAUUAGAAGGGAGAUAUCCACAGCACACCUGGGCCCAAUCUGUGACUGAUGUGGUCUGUGUGAUUAAUGAGGUCAGACUGGGUAAGAAUUGUACAUGUUAUGUACAACCAUGCAAAAAAAAAAAAAACAAAACAAAAAACAAAAAAACAGCAACAACAACAUGACUGGAUUAGACAGAUAUUUAGAAAGUCGUUGUCCUAGUUAGUUAGUUUGGUCAAGCACUAGCUUGGACAACAUAGAUUCUCCCUUGUCAGUCACUUUGGUCUAGCAUUGCCAUUCUGAGUUAACCGAUAGUGACGAACACAGUGUCCUCAAGCAGAGUGUGUACUAUACGGUGGUCCUAGGUCUUCCACUCGUAGUUUGUCCGUGCUGUAGCUGCCACAACACAAGCUUCGAUGCCCUACUCCUGUCGGCUUUGUGUCUAACACUUGCUAGAAAGCUUUGGGAGGUGACCGUACAGAUCGUCAUUUGACAUGUGGUCCUUCCAAGAAACGUUUAGUGCUGUGCGAAGCAUCCGAGUGUAGGCACCAUCAUUUUUCCUCUGAUUAAUAUCAACGUCCUAUUUAGAACCCCAGGGGCUUACUCCGAAUUUCAAGUGACAGGGAUGAUCGAAUGAUUGUUUUGGGUUUUAAAUUUUCGAUUUCGGGAUAUUUUUUGGGUAGGAAAAUUUUGGCAAGUAUUUUUUGGGUAGCUUGAUGUAAGUAGGGAUUUUUGGGGGUAUUCAAAAGAAUCUGAAGAUUCGUGAUAGUUCCGCGAAUGAAGAAAACCAAACUUGUUUUAAUAUUAAACGCAGUACUUUGCAUCUUUUUUACACUGCACCAUAAAACCGAGUGUUGUUACAAUGAUCAAAAGAUGCGAAAAAGGUUCUUUCUCCAGAUGGUGUAAUCAAUAAACAAACACAAACAUUCCAUUACUAAUGUUUCUAUUUUUCGUGUCGUGUCAUUUAAUGCUUUCUCAAAAUUUUCAUGGCUCCUAAAUUCGGCAUGGGAUUUUCGGGGGUUAAAUUUUGGUCCAGAGAUUUUUUGGGGUUUUGUUUAAAGCCUUAGGGAUUUUUUUUGGUUUUGAUUUUUGCCCGCAUUCAUCAUCCCCGUCACUUAAAAUCCAGAGUACCCCCCUAGGUUCUACCUCAUCCGGACGAUCAUGCUCCCCCUAUUUUUUCUUGAGAUCGUUUAGAUCCACGGCUAUCUUGAUUUUGAAAUGUACCGAGGGGGCGGGCGUCUGGGAUUAUAGAUCGGGGGGGGGGGGUGCUCGAUCUCGAUGAUCUUACGGAAAAAUAGAGGACUGUGAAGAACAGUCUACACCUACUCACGAAAUAACUCCUGGGUUCAAACCUUUCAUACUUAACGUAUAAUUGUGUUUACUUUGUUUAGAUUCAAGACAGUCCUGGAGUUACUGCUUUUAUACUAGCAUGGUCCAUUACAGAAGUUAUUCGUUAUGCUUUCUAUGCAUUCUCUUUGCUCGGUAGUCUCCCUUAUUUUCUUCAAUGGUGCAGGUAGGUCAUGUUUUUACUGCUUGUAUUGUUUAGAAAACCAUCAAUGCUGGAGUUUGAACUAAAAUUCUCUCUGGGAUCAUGAAGCAUUUGGCAGGAAACAGUCGCGUGCAACAAGAUACUGCUGCAUUAGCCUCCUCCUCCUCAGGCGCGCAGGCGUGCGCGAAACGCGAGUCACACGCGAGUCACACGCGAGUGAUUGGUGACGAAGUGCAAGGGACCACGGAGAGUCAUAUGAGUACGAGGCAGCUGCUCCAUAAUUUACUCCACGAAAUAACAAACUUAGAUUAUGGCAUUGGUCGUGCGACACAAAUUUGCUUGUGAAGACAAAGUGGAAUAAGAGUAUGAACAUUCGCAAUCAACCACACAAGAUGAAUGAGAACUGCACUGCAGUAGUCACAAAAUAAAUAAAUAAACUUGUUUGUCCUUUCUGCUGUAUUUUGAAGUUUCCGUAAAAAAACAAACAAACAAACAAAAAUGCCGGUCUUCGCAGAUCACAUACAGUGGCCUUCUUUAGCGGGCAUUGCAUCUUAAUUCUACUUAUCAUGCACAUAAUUUUCGAUUGAGAGCACUUGUCAAUAUAUAAAGUCGUGAUGAAGAUGCUGAUCUAGUUGAGUUUUAGCUGUCUGAGAUUUCGAUUUUGAUAUCCUAUUUGUUUAUUCUAGAUAUACCUUCUUCUUUAUUCUAUAUCCCAUUGGUGUAACGGUGAGUAAAGUAAUACUGUAACUUAAUGUUUUAUGUUUGAGAACAUGAUAUGAAGCAGUCACGGAACGAUGAUUAUUAUACUCUCUUGGUGCGUUUUUACGGGAAAAUUCAUGUAUUUUGAUAACAGAUUUUGUGUUCUUUUACCAAGUUCGAAAAUGGAUUUGGUUGUGAAUCCAAAUGUAAAAACAUACUUGGUACCUAUUGUACAUUUAUGGACACAAACGAUGUCGUUUACACGUUUUACUUGUGCCCACCGAAACAGGUACAUGUAGAGAAGCGAGACUAUAGUACUGACACAGACGGACACAAAAUGUAGCAAUUAUAUUACCCUGGAUAAAGAGUAAAAAAUAAAUAAAUAAAUAAAUAAAUAAACAAAGAUAAAAAAAAAGUAACAACAAUAACAAAACUCUAAAUGCAGAUUAUCAAAAUGUCUGAAUGUCAAAAUGUAACAAAAAAGGGGAAGGUUAUUUAUACUUUGCUUAUUUUGUUGAUGUUCAGGGCGAGCUUGUGUCAAUAUAUUCUUCACUUCGUUACGUAUCCAAGUCUGGUUUGUACAGCGUGUCCAUGCCAAAUGCUGUUAAUUUCUCCUUCGAUUUUCAUCUCUUCCUCAUUAUGGUGAUGUUGUCUUACAUUCCAAGUAAGUUCCAGAUGUCCUUGUUGUCUGUGCAACGCCAAACCGGUUUUCCCUCGGAAACCAGUGGUGACGUCAUGUUUUCAAAUGACAUCUGACGAACGCGCACAUAAAUUUCAUACUUAUGACGUUUCACUUCGCAGAUAUGGGUUUAGUAGAGGUUCUCAAUGUGGUUGACCGUCAUCCGUCAAACGGAUUAAGACGGAAUUUAUUAGGAAAUUGAGUAAUUUUAAUUUUCAGGGGACAAAAACCUUGUACCAGAAUAAUUUAAAGCAUAUUGCAUUCUUUUUUUACAUUUUUGAACGGCUAUAGAUGUAAUUAGUUAUCUGUAAUAACACCAAAGGCAAUUUCGCACGGGAGUACGAGAACAUAACUGUUCUAUUGGUACUGGCUCGUCCCCUCGUCAGUGUGGAAUUUCUGCCCCCAGUCUUCAGACGUCAUUUCUCGGGGAAACCAGUGGUGACGUCGCUAAAUGUUAGCUGUUUUCUCGGGCUGCGGUGUCCUGGGUUUUAG
Messenger RNA from Porites lobata, 6432 nucleotides. The record is from the annotation of a GenBank genome assembly. NCBI's taxonomy places the organism in Eukaryota, Metazoa, Cnidaria, Anthozoa, Scleractinia, Poritidae.